Fulvia fulva is the source of this 1110-nucleotide messenger RNA. RefSeq lists its product as uncharacterized. The transcript has 2 exons. NCBI's taxonomy places the organism in Eukaryota, Fungi, Ascomycota, Dothideomycetes, Mycosphaerellales, Mycosphaerellaceae. The coding region runs from base 1 to 1110 and encodes 369 amino acids. The record is from RefSeq and is a predicted model, not a curated record.
AUGAAGUUGACAUACAUCCGACGGGACGUGGCUUCGUACGCUAUAUUGGAACUCUACGAACAAAAGGCGAUGAGCCGUUACCUAGGAAUCGAUCUCGCACCGGCGUUCAUCCGCCAGCUGGGAAGGAACAACGGGACAUGGCAUAAUACGCAGCUAUUUGAAGCAUCUGGUCCGAAGGCUGGAGUCUUCGUUGCUGCAUCUCGCUGCCGCAAGAGGACACGAGCACUUUCGCCUGAGAAGCGCAAGAGCCCGGACGAAGAAGACGAUAGCGAGCAGCCUUCUACAAAGCGAUCGAACAAUGGUGCAGACACGGAGACUGGUGGUCAGACUGCAGCAGUUGAGGAUGAGACGCAGAGAGCUGAGCAACAAGUCCUAAACCCUACUCGAUCUCCUGUGGAUGAGCUGAGUAAUCUUCUCGACGGGGACAAUGUCUCAAGCAGAUGCACAGAGUACAUCGAGGCAGCGAUCGAGGCAGCGAUCGUCGCAGACGAUAUGGCUGAGCUGCUGCUUCGACUGAUCAAGGCUAACGGCACCGGUAACGAAUGGUACUGCGCAGAGCGUGUUGAGAGCUAUGAUCCCGGUCCGACACAGGACGCUCUGGAUCCCGAUGCCCCCUGGGAGCUCUAUUGGACUAGUCCUGACGGUGGAGGCGUUCUGCACGCAUGGACAGACAUAGGUCCCUCUGCGGCCGACGACCUAGGCUUGCCGAACCACGAAAUCGCUACACAGCGCUUAGACUAUUUAAAAGCAUGGGUGAUUGACCUCAAUGCGACGUUUCGACAGGCUGGCACAGACAUUGUCAUAGUCCCAGCUGUCCGGAAUUCUGCCAAUACCACGUUUCCAGACUUUGUGCUUGGCUCUCUCAACGACAAGGCUUUGCGGGAUGCUUCCAACCAACUUCAGCCGCUAUGGGAUCACUUCGCGACAAAUCAGCCGGAAACUCUGCAGCACGGUAUGACAUGGCGACAGCUUCAAGGUGAUAUGAUGCAGCGAAUGACUACUCACAACGCACCGCCUCUUGUGCCUCAGGCAUACGAGUUCGAAUACGCCUGGCGACAGAUCGACGGAGAAAUGGCGGCUGCAAACCCGAACGGCUACAUCGAGCGCUAG